Molecule: messenger RNA, 2980 nt
Organism: Hypomesus transpacificus
Lineage: Eukaryota; Metazoa; Chordata; Actinopteri; Osmeriformes; Osmeridae
Gene: kif3a
Product: kinesin family member 3A
Exons: 17
Coding region: 153-2267 (704 amino acids)
Biological process (GO): microtubule-based movement
Molecular function (GO): microtubule binding; microtubule motor activity; ATP binding
Source: RefSeq, a predicted model, not a curated record
AGCCAAGUCUUCACAAAAAAUGGCAUCAAUCUCGGAUAUGGGUAGCUCUAACUGGUAGCGGUUGCAUUAUCUUAAAAAGAGAAAAACAACAAUUGGAAUCCCGAGGACGUUUCGGUUUUCGUAGCUUGAAUAGUAUAGUAACACUUCUUAAAAUGCCGAGCAACAAGAUUGAUAAACCCGAGAAGCCGGAAAUCAGCGACAACGUCAAGGUGGUGGUGAGAUGUCGGCCUCUCAACCAGAAAGAGAAAAUGAUGGCCAACAAACAGGCAGUCAGUGUGGACGAGAUCCGAGGCACCAUCACCGUCAACAAACUAGAGACACUCCACGAACCCCCCAAAACCUUUACCUUCGACACAGUAUUCGGUCCAGAGAGUAAACAGCUGGAUGUUUACAAUCUCACAGCCCGCCCUAUCAUCGACUCAGUUUUAGAGGGUUACAAUGGGACCAUCUUUGCAUACGGGCAGACGGGAACAGGCAAGACGUUCACCAUGGAGGGUGUGAGGGCAGUGCCAGAGCUCAGAGGCAUCAUUCCCAACUCCUUCGCUCACGUCUUUGGCCACAUUGCCAAGGCAGAGGGUGACACUCGGUUCCUAGUACGAGUUUCUUACCUGGAGAUUUACAACGAAGAAGUGAGAGACUUACUGGGCAAGGAUCAGAUGCAGAGAUUAGAGGUGAAAGAGAGGCCUGACGUGGGCGUGUACAUUAAGGACCUGUCUGGGUACGUAGUGAACAAUGCAGACGAUAUGGACAGGAUCAUGACCCUGGGACACAAGAACCGCUCUGUUGGUGCCACCAAUAUGAACGAGCACAGUUCACGCUCGCACGCUAUCUUCACCAUCACCAUCGAGUGUAGCGAGAAGGGCAUGGAUGGCAACCAACACGUCCGCAUGGGCAAGCUACAUCUGGUGGACCUGGCGGGCUCAGAGAGGCAAGGCAAGACCGGAGCAACAGGCCAGCGCCUGAAGGAGGCCACCAAGAUCAAUUUGUCCCUGUCCACCCUGGGGAACGUGAUCUCCGCCCUGGUGGACGGAAAGAGCACCCACGUGCCGUACAGGAACUCCAAGCUCACCCGGUUGCUGCAGGACUCCUUGGGGGGAAACUCCAAAACCAUGAUGUGUGCUAAUAUUGGGCCGGCAGAUUACAACUAUGACGAGACCAUCAGUACGCUGCGGUAUGCCAACCGGGCCAAGAACAUCAAGAACAAGGCCCGCAUCAACGAGGACCCGAAGGACGCGCUUUUGCGCCAGUUCCAAAAGGAGAUUGAAGAGCUAAAAAAGAAGCUGGAGGAAGGGGAGGAAAUCUCAGGGUCAGAAGGCAGUGGGUCAGAAGAAAUGGAUGAAGGAGAAGAUGAAGGAGGAGAGGUUGGAGAGGAACGCAGAAAACGAAGAGGGAAGAAGAAAGUUUCUCCAGACAAGAUGGUGGAGAUGCAGGCGAAGAUUGAGGAGGAGCGCAGAGUGCUGGAGGCGAAGCUGGACAUGGAAGAGGAGGAGAGGAACAAGGCCAGGGCUGAGCUGGAGAAGAGGGAAAAGGAUCUGCUGAAGGCCCAACAGGAGCAUCAGCUGCUGCUGGAGAAGCUGCUGGCACUGGAGAAGAAGGUGAUCGUGGGCGGCGUGGACCUGCUGGCCAAGGCCGAGGAGCAGGAGAAGCUGCUGCAGGAGUCCAACAACGAGCUGGAGGAGCGACGCAGGAGGGCGGAGCAGCUACGGAGGGAGCUGGAGGAGAAGGAGCAGGAACGCGUGGACAUGGAGGAGAAGUACAGCAGCCUGCAGGAGGAGGCCCAGGGCAAGACCAAGAAGCUGAAGAAGGUGUGGACCAUGCUGAUGGCAGCCAAAUCUGAGAUGGCAGACCUGCAGCAGGAGCACCACAGGGAAAUCGAGGGUCUUCUGGAGAACAUCAGGCAGCUGAGCAGAGAGCUGCGUUUGCAGAUGCUGAUCAUAGACAACUUUAUCCCUCAGGAGUACCAGGAGAUGAUUGAGAACUAUGUGCACUGGAACGAAGACAUUGGAGAAUGGCAGCUGAAGUGCGUGGCAUACACUGGCAACAAUAUGAGGAAACAGACACCCCUACCAGACAAGAAGGAGAAAGAUCCGUUGGAGGUGGACCUGUCCCAUGUGUACCUGGCCUACACAGAGGAGAGCAUGAGGCAGUCUCUCAUGAGACUGGAGAGGCCACGCACCUCCAGGAGCGCCAAGAGUGGCAGGCCCAAGACUGGACGCAGGAAGCGCUCUGCAAAGCCUGAGGCGGUGAUCGAGUCGCUCCUGCAAUGAGUUGAAGACGGGGACCUGCAACGCCACACUGGAACAACAAGAGACCGAGAUCUGGCUCCUGAACGUUGUUUAAAACAUGUAUGUGAACACACUGUAUAGAUGUGAGAGGAUCAGGGAGCACACACUGUAGUAUUUAGACACAGUGAGAUUACUUUAACUUUUUUAUUUCAUAAAAUGUUUGGCUUCCUCAAGAGGGUCUUAAUGUGUAAUGUUUUUUGCAGUAGUGUCUGCACUGUUCCUCCUAAACAGAACCUUGUUCCUGUCUGUGAUGUCUGGGGGUUUCCUAUGCCAAACAAUCUGUUCAAUAUCCUUCAGGAUGGUAUAGAAAUGGGCAAAAAUAAAAGUUCGAAAACCAAGAAAAUACACUUCCUGCAAUUAAUCACAGUGUACGCUUAUGGACGGUAGGUAUUUUGCACCUCUAUGUAGAGAAGUUUGAGUUCUGGAAAUCAAAAAUGUGCUUUAAGCUUUAUAUACUUUAGGUCAGAAAGGUAGGACAUGCAUGCUGGACAGGUCCUAUGGUUAGGGUCCUAUGGCCAUUUGCUCAAAACACAUUGUUUUGUUUCAUUAUUAUUCUUGUCUUUAUUGUGCAGCAUAGUCGAAGCAGAGUGACAUUCUGUAUUAUACUGUAUGUCUGAAAUGUUUACAUCUAUUGAUGCCCUUUACCCCCGUAUACUGUAUUUAAUUUAUUAAAUUAUUUUACAUGUUUUAUCUUG